AUGGCCGAACCAAGCGACACCCACAGCGCAACCACACCCACACCCGCGCCCCAAACCCACAUAUUCCCCUUCCUACAACUCCCCCGCGAACUGCGCGACCAAGUAAGCACCACCACCACCACCACCCAUCCACAGCACCAUCUCCGCCCCCCCCCCCAAACAAAAGCAUACCAAAAUACUUACCCCUCCGUGAAACAUAGAUAUACCACACCAUCCUCCUCCACACCUCCCCCCGCGCCCCCCACGCCCCCCCAAUCGAACGCCGCCAUCUCGAGCACUUCACCGCAACGCCAGCAUCCAUCCUCCUGCUACUCCUGCACUCGGAUGCGCUACUCGUGUCGCGCCAGUUUGCGCGCGAAGCACUCGAGGUGUUGUUUAAGCGGCAUACGGUUGCGUUUAGCUGUGGGCCGUAUGUGUUGA
This is a messenger RNA of Plenodomus lingam JN3, 420 nucleotides long. The record is from RefSeq and is a predicted model, not a curated record. NCBI's taxonomy places the organism in Eukaryota, Fungi, Ascomycota, Dothideomycetes, Pleosporales, Leptosphaeriaceae.